AUGGCCAGCCAGUUCUGCCUUCCUCUAGUCCCACGCCCCGCACCCCUUAAACCUUUGAAAUCCCACUUUACAGACUUCCAGGUGGGUAUCUGUGUGGCGAUCCAGCGCAGCGACAAACGGAUCCACCUGGCUGUGGUCACAGAAAUCAACAGAGAAAACUCUUGGGUCACAGUGGAGUGGGUUGAGAAAGGAGUCAAAAAAGGCAAGAAAAUCGAACUGGAGACUGUAUUUCUGUUGAAUCCGGCUCUGGCCUCUGCUGAACACCAACGGUCACGCAAACCCCUGCCCUUGUGCCCGCUGUCCACACCCACUAGUGUCAUUGGAGACCAGCGUUUAACCACCAAGUGGGUUGCGAUGAUCCCGCACAGAAAUGAAACACCCUCGGGGGACAGCCAAGCCCUGGUGGUCCCCAGCAACCCUUAUCUGAUGAAGAGGAAAAAAUCCCCCUGCCUAAAGGAAAUUGAAAAGCUGCAGAAGCAGCGAGAGAAGCGCAGACGAUUGCAGCUAGAGAUCCGAGCUAAAAGAGCGCUCGACAUCAACACUGGAAACCCGAACUACGAGACUAUGCGCAUGAUUGAGGAGUACCGCAGGCAUCUAGACUGCAGCAAAAUGUCUAGCCUGGAGCCCCCAGAAGACCACCGGAUCUGCGUGUGCGUGAGAAAGCGCCCUCUUAAUGAGAGAGAGACCACCAUGAAGGACCUAGAUAUCAUCACCAUCCUCUCGCACAACGUGGUCAUGGUCCACGAGUCUAAACAAAAGGUGGACCUGACGCGCUACUUGGAAAACCAGACCUUCUGUUUUGACCAUGCCUUUGACGACACGGCAUCCAAUGAGUUAGUUUACCAGUUCACUGCCCGGCCACUGGUGGAGUCCAUCUUCCGAAAGGGCAUGGCCACUUGCUUUGCCUACGGGCAGACUGGCAGUGGAAAAACCCACACGAUGGGUGGAGCCUUUACAGGAAAGGGUCAAGACUGUUGUAAAGGCAUUUACGCCCUGGUGGCUCAGGAUGUCUUUCUCCUACUGAAAAAGCCCGCCUAUGAGAAGUUGGAACUCAAAGUCUACGGGACCUUUUUUGAGAUUUAUGGUGGCAAAGUGUAUGACCUGUUAAACUGGAAGAAGAAGCUGCAAGUCCUCGAGGACGGCAAUCAGCAAGUGCAAGUUGUGGGGCUGCAGGAGCAGGAGGUGUGCUGUGUGGAGGAAGUCCUGAAUCUGGUGGAACAAGGAAACAGCUGCCGGACUUCCGGACAGACCUCUGUCAAUGCCCACUCGUCCAGGAGCCACGCGGUGUUCCAGCUCAUCCUCAAGUCCGAAGGGAAUCUACACGGCAAGUUUUCCCUCGUUGACUUAGCUGGGAAUGAAAGGGGGGCAGACACUGCCAAGGCCACUCGGAAGAGGCAGUUGGAAGGGGCUGAGAUAAAUAAGAGCCUGCUCGCCCUCAAAGAAUGCAUCAGGGCUUUGGGGAAGAACAAGCCUCAUACCCCAUUUAGAGCCAGCAAACUCACGCAUGUUCUCCGAGACUCCUUCAUAGGCCAGAACUCUUCCACUUGCAUGAUUGCUACUAUCUCACCUGGGAUGACUUCAUGUGAAAACACCCUCAAUACUUUAAGGUAUGCAAACAGAGUCAAAGAAUUAGCUUUCGAAACAAGACCCUACAACCAUGGUCCAACUGAACCAAUAAUGUUAGAAAAGGACAACACGAAUUCAGAGACGUCCCUUCAGAGGGGAGAUUUUAUUCAGAUACCUACAGUACAGAAAGAAGAAGAGAAAGAGAGUGAUGAAAUCUCAGAAACGAAGGACCCACCAGCUUCAUGGAGGAGCUCUAGUCAGUGGUGGGAGACCAUACAAGAAACAGCUGACGGGAUCAACUGUGAUGUAGAUUUUUGCAUUGCUCAGUCUUUGUCCAUUUUGGAGCAGAAAAUCGGUGUGCUGACUGAUAUCCAAAAGAAGCUCCAAUUACUACGAGCUGACCUCCAAAAGAAAAGCCAAGUUGAGUGA
This is a messenger RNA of Psammomys obesus (fat sand rat), 1995 nucleotides long. RefSeq names its product kinesin family member 2B (gene Kif2b). Gene Ontology annotation, biological process: microtubule-based movement. The transcript has a single exon. The record is from RefSeq and is a predicted model, not a curated record. NCBI's taxonomy places the organism in Eukaryota, Metazoa, Chordata, Mammalia, Rodentia, Muridae. Gene Ontology annotation, molecular function: microtubule binding; microtubule motor activity; ATP binding. Bases 1 to 1995 code for a protein of 664 amino acids.